Sparassis crispa is the source of this 2334-nucleotide messenger RNA. RefSeq lists its product as hypothetical. The record is from RefSeq and is a predicted model, not a curated record. The coding region runs from base 1 to 2334 and encodes 777 amino acids. The transcript has 5 exons. Lineage: Eukaryota; Fungi; Basidiomycota; Agaricomycetes; Polyporales; Sparassidaceae. Gene Ontology annotation, biological process: regulation of DNA-templated transcription. Gene Ontology annotation, molecular function: zinc ion binding; sequence-specific DNA binding.
AUGAGCUUUCUUGCACCUUCGCAACGAGGCUACGACUCUCUUACACACUCUGACUUGGGCCAGCUCUCCUCUAUGCAUACCCACUCCUCACGCAUCCCCAUGCACACCUUCUCCUCCUACGACAACCUCACCCUCCACGACGUGCCUUCUACGUCUUCUUCAUCAGGCCCGCCAUCCUCGCACGUCUCCGAUCGUUCAGCGGUGGCCUCGCCCAGGACCGGUCAGACUCGUUGUUACUGGACCCUCCUCACCCCCGACCUGACCUUCCUCUACCUCGAUCCCGUCUUCUCCAGUCACCUUCAAGAGCAAGCCGAUCUCCUCGUCGGCAAGUCGCUCCUCGCCUUCGUCCAUCCCGAUGAGCAGGCAUCUGCGAAACUAGACCUCGGAAGUGUGCUGGAGAGUCGGACCCUGCAUGGGAGUGUUACUCGGGUGCGAUACUCCAGGCUGUCGCGUGUCCGCAGGCAGCUCGGAUACCAUGGUCCGUUGCAGGAAUGGGCAGACGCCGACAAGAUAGCCGUCGACGCAGAUUACAUGGCCGUGGACAUCGUGAUCAACUGGGCGUCUGACGGCUUGGUCCUUUGCUUCAUGCAUGCGGUCGUGGACCUCACUCCUCGUGAUAGUGACGAGCACAACAAGACCGGUUGGUCGAACUGGUGCGGCACGCCCAGCAUGAGCACGGAACAAGUGCAGCUCCUUUAUCAGCGACUCCUUGCUGCAGUACCGCAGCCGCCCAAUGUGUCUCGGGUCUUCCAGAUAUUACUCAAUCAGCCUGACCGUGCGCUCUACAUGAGUUGGCCCCCAGAUCAGAAUCAAGGAGGGCCCACUGCGAAGGACUUUGCGAGACUGGCACAGGACGUUCAGAUCAGCAAUGCAAUUUCCAGCGGGACUGAUGCCAAAACUAACUGUACUAGAAGGUACAAGGCUCUUCAGGUGAUGCAGUGUGGAAUGGAUGGCAAUAGAGAGGUUGAAAGCAUAUUCAUACUUCACGGAGCGCUCAUCUUUGCAUGUCACAAAGUCAAUGCUGUAUUGAGAAGCGGACCGAGUGGAGGCGUGCAGUCGAACUACAGCUCUCAAAGCUACACGUCGCCGUCGGUCCCGUACUAUGAUCCGCCGACCCAUUCUUAUAGUCUUCCUCCUGUGCCUGCGCCUCCAUCCUACAACGGCUACUACGGGUCACAGCCCCGCGUUCCGCAGACUCAAUACUCGGGCAGCUGGUCUCCUUCGUCUGAGCCUCAGAAUGGGCAGUAUAACCAGUGGCCCCCUCAGGGUGGCAUGUCCCCUGCAACUACAGUCAGCAGCCUUCGUUCAUCCUCUUACCCCACCCCUCAGCAGCACCAGUGGUCUUCUCAGCCGCCGUCAUAUAUGGACUCAAAUUCCGUACCUCCUUCCUUCAACCAGCCGCUUACAUCUUCAAACCUUCGAUAUUCCGCUGACUCGGCUAACAAUCAUCACGAGGGUCCCUCGCCUUCCCCCGCAAAUGACCACGUUCCGCCGUCGCGUACGCCGCGCAGAGGUUCUGGGAACAGCAGGGAGCAGUACGGCAAUGGCGGUCGGAGCUCUGGUAACCCACCUGUCGGAAUAUCGAAGUGCUCCAGUUGUGAUGCGACGCAGAGCCCGGAGUGGAGGAAAGGACCCACCGGGAAGAAAGAUUUAUGCAAUGCGUGUGGAUUGCGUUAUGCGCGUUCUCGUGCCAAAAAAGAAAGCGGUGGAGUCUCUUCUCAGGGCCGUCGGCGCAAGGAUCGCGCGUUCAGCACCAUGUCGGACAAACCGAGUGCCUCCCCUUCGACAUCCCCGAUCGAUGUCCCCUUCGCCAGUGUCCGUCGUGCCAAUCUGUACGACGACAGCUCCUUCUCGUCCACAGCCUCACCGUCCGGAAGUGAGAUAUGUUCGCAGCAUCAUGGCAGCUUUAACGGGAUGACGCCGUCCCCAUCGCCGCCCUCUGCAAGCAUGAGCUACGGGGGAUACUCGCACCACCACUCGGCGCCGAGCUCCCAAAAUUCGCAGGCGGACCAUCGUUCACACAUGGGCACCCACAACACGUUCUACUCGGUCCCGCCGCCCCUGCCGAAUGGGGCAGUGCACCACAUGGCGGGCAGCAGCCAUUCGGGCCCCCCCAUCCCGCGGCUGGAGCCCCUCAUGUCGUUCCCCAGCCGCUUCUCGCCGAUGCUGUCCCCAUCGUCGCCCGGCUCGGGCUCCCCCCUGAGCGCAGGCCUCUCCGCUGCGUCGUUCGAGCGUGAGAAGCACGACAAGGACCACGAGCGCACGCUGCUGCCGCCCACGCCCGUGUCCGCGGACGUGCGGCAUUCCGACAAGCAGGGGUUCAUGAUGCGGUGA